CCUCGACCUGGCGCCGGACGACGACGACGACGACACGGCCUCCGCCGCCGCUGAUGCCUCGCCGGCCGACCCUCGGAUCUCGCUCCACGCGAUCUCCGGCGUGCGCACGAGCGAGACCAUGCAGAUGCAUGUCACCCUCGGGGGUGUCUCCCUCCUCGCCCUGAUCGACUCAGGCUCCACCCACAACUUCAUCGCUGAGGAGGCGGCCGCUCGUGCUACACUGCCAUCCCCCACCACCGAGAAGAUGCGUGUCACGGUGGCCAACGGCGAGCGUGUUCCGUGCCAGGGCGCAUACCGCGCCGUCUCCUUCCGCAUCGACCAGGAGGCGUUCUCGGAGGAUUUUCUCGCCUUGCCGCUCGCAGGCUACGACGUCAUCUUGGGCACGCAAUGGCUGGCGACGCUUGGACCGAUCCUGUGGGAUUUCCGCGCCCUCUCCAUGACGUUCUGGCGGAGGGGCCAUCGGGUCUGCUGGCGCGGCCUUGCCGGACCGGACGGGCCAGCCCUGCAAUCAUGCAAUGGCCGCGAUUUCCUCGACGCCAUCCUCACCGAGUUUGACGGCAUCUUCGCCCAACCCUCCGGCGUACCACCACUCCGCAGCUGCGACCACGGCAUCACCCUGCUGCCAGGCUCCGCCCCGGUGGCCGUCCGUCCGUAUCGCUACCCGGCCGCGCACAAGGACGAGCUGGAGCGUCAGUGCGCCGCCAUGCUCGCCCAGGGCAUCAUCCGAGCAAGUCGUUCCGCAUUCUCAUCGCCGGUACUGCUGGUCCGCAAGCCCGACGGGUCCUGGCGCUUCUGCAUCGACUACCGCGCCCUGAACGCCAUCACCAUCAAGGAUGCGUUUCCAAUUCCGGUGGUGGACGAACUCCUCGACGAGCUCCGGCACGCUCGUUUCUUCACCAAGCUCGACUUACGCUCCGGCUACCACCAGGUGCGGAUGCGUGCGGAGAACAUCCCAAAGACUGCCUUCCGUACCCACGACGGCCUCUACGAGUUCCUGGUGAUGUCGUUCGGCCUCUGCAACGCGCCGGCGACGUUCCAGGCACUCAUGAACGAUCUGCUGCGGCCGUACCUGCGUCAUUUCAUUCUCGUCUUCUUCGACGACAUCCUCAUAUUCAGCGAGUCGUGGGCCGAUCAUCUUCGCCAUGUGCGCACCAUCUUUACCGUACUGCGCCAGCACCGGCUCUUCGUCAAGAGGUCCAAAUGCUCGUUCGCCGUCGAGUCGAUCUCCUACCUGGGUCACACCAUCUCCGCGGCCGGAGUGGCCAUGGAUCCGGAAAAAGUGCAGGCCGUGGCCGACUGGCCGCAGCCUCGCUCGGCGCGCGCGGUCCGGGGGUUUCUCGGUCUUGCAGGGUACUACCGCAAGUUUGUCAAGGAGUUUGGCGUGGUCGCCGCGCCCCUGACGGCCCUGCUUCGCAAGGACGGCUUCUCAUGGUCGCCGGAGGCGGCAACAGCUUUUACCGCCCUCAAGACGGCGGUCACCACGGCUCCCGUGCUCGCAUUGCCCGAUUUCACACGGCCGGGCGAUACACGGGGGCUCCGAUGGCUUCCCUGGGCCGAGUACAUAUACAACACCGCCUACCAGACAUCAACCCAAGAAACUCCGUUCAAGCUUGUGUAUGGCCGUGACCCUCCCACUAUUCGCUCUUACGAGCCGGGUGAUACACGGGUGGCCGCAGUGGCCAGGAGCAUGGCGGAGCGCGACGAGUUACUCGCAGACGUCCGCUAUCGUCUACAGCAGGCACAAGCGGUCUACAAGUCCUACUACGACAGACGCCAUCGGGACAUUCGGCAUGACGUGGGCGAUUGGGUCUGGCUUCGUCUUCGCCAGCGCGCCGCGUCCUCUCCCAACCUGCCAACCGGGGGCAAGCUCAAGCCACGCUUCUAUGGGUCGUACCGCAUUUCAGAGGUCGUCAACGACGUGGCCUACCGCCUUGAGCUUCCGGCACGCUCGCGCCUCCAUGACGUGUUCCACGUGGGCCUCCUCAAGAAGUUCUUCGGCACGCCUCCAACUGCACCACCGGGAUUGCCUCCGAUCCACAACGGGGCGGCUGUUCCAGAACCGGAGCGCGUGACUCGUGCACGACUAGCACGCGGCGUUCGCCAACUGCUCGUCCACUGGAAGGGUGAAGCAGCAUCAUCAGCUACAUGGGAGGAUCUUCACAGUUUUGUCGAGCGCUACCCCGCUUUUCAGCUCGAGGACGAGCUGCUCGUCGAGGGGGGGGAGAGAUGUCAUGUGGGGCGCUGCGGACAGGCGCGGGUCGCGCGCCCAGGGGCAGCAGCCGACGGCCACAGCUGGCGAGGCAUGAUCGGGACAAGGAGUCCUGAUCCUACGUUGGUUCCUAGAGUCCAGGAAUAGUUAGUUUCCUAGUUUGUUAGGAGUCCAGGAGUAGUUAGUUUCCUAGUUUGUUAGAAGCCCAUAAGGCCUUUAUAUAUCCUGUAAUCUGCACCCUUGGACGCAGGCAAUAAAUCAUUAUCUCCUACCUCCUCCUCUACUCCUAAUCUCUUCUCCUGCACCAUUGAGCAGUUAGGCAAAAACCCUAGCGCUCCUAUCAACCGAGACUACGAACUACGUAGUCGAGGUCCUGCUGUCUUGGGCACCGAGGUCC
This is a messenger RNA of Triticum aestivum (bread wheat), 2606 nucleotides long. RefSeq lists its product as uncharacterized. The record is from RefSeq and is a predicted model, not a curated record. NCBI's taxonomy places the organism in Eukaryota, Viridiplantae, Streptophyta, Magnoliopsida, Poales, Poaceae. The coding region runs from base 119 to 2356 and encodes 745 amino acids. The transcript has a single exon.